Messenger RNA from Sycon ciliatum, 1715 nucleotides. RefSeq lists its product as uncharacterized. The transcript is spliced from 4 exons. The record is from RefSeq and is a predicted model, not a curated record. Bases 46 to 1176 code for a protein of 376 amino acids. NCBI's taxonomy places the organism in Eukaryota, Metazoa, Porifera, Calcarea, Leucosolenida, Sycettidae.
UGUGACAGCCCUGGCUAUUCCGCACGAUUCGGGACAUACACUUUCAUGGAUGUUGCAUCCGACCUAAUUGUUGAUUACCAUCUGGCGAUGUCCACGGACACAACCAGCUCAGUGGCAAUGGAGAAGAUGGGAUUCGUUGUCACACUUGACCGUUGUUUGGAGCAAGGGUUGAAGAUUGCCACUGUUGUCACUGACCGGAGCCCCAGCAUAAAGAAGGAGAUGCGAGGACGCCACUCCAUCAAGCAUCAGUUUGAUGUAUGGCACUAUGCCAAGAGUGUCGCCUCCAAGAUCAGGGCAGGAUGCAGGAGGAAAGACCAGCAGGCCUUGCUCGAGUGGUUACCGGCCAUCAAUAACCACUUGUGGUACUGCGCCCGGUCGUGCGGAGGCAAUGCUGUGCUGCUGCGUGAAAAGUGGAACUCAGUCCUCUACCACAUCGUCAACCGACAUAGCUGGACUGAGGGUACACUCUUCACGCAGUGUGCACAUCCUCCGCUUUCCACUGAUGAGCAGCGACAGAAAAAGUGGCUGACACCCGGGUCUCCAGCCUACAAGGUUCUGGAAUCAGUUGUUCAAGACAAGAGACUGCUGGCAGAUUUGAUGCAUUUGUCAGAUUUCCAGCACACUGGAAACUUAGAGGUGUACCAUAGCAUGAUGACGAAGUACAUGCCGAAGCGAAUUCAAUUCAGUAGAGAGGGAAUGGAGGCCCGCACCCAGCUUGCUGCUCUUGACCAUAACUUCAAUGCUGGCAGAGAACAGGCAACAUCAAAAGGUCAGCCACAGUACAAGGUCCAGUUUUCUCGAGUGAAGGGUGAUUUCGUGGCCAAAAAAAUCUACAGUGAAAAGAAAUACGGAUGCAUGCACAGCAUGAUGCAGCAGGUCAGUGAUGUGGCCACGAAGAGGCUGACAGUGCCACCCAUCCAGAAGUGUAAGCCUGUCAACGUGUCGCGACGCGGGGCUCCAGUCAAGGCAGCAGUUGUCGCCAAUCUGCAAACGAGAUUGGCAAUGGCAGCAACAGCAGAAGCAUCACCAUCAGUUGCACCAGAGGAGGAAGAGGAACAAGAGUAUGAAGUAACGUUAGAGGAUGAUGCAGGGUAUGUGCAGGAGGAAGACCAGGACAGCGAAGAUGAAGGACAACAGCAGUGCGUUGUUCAAUGCGAUGUUCCCACCCAAAUAUGAACACACGGCAACACAGCUCUAUUUUUAUUUCCGCUUCAAACCUGUAGUUGUUUGAGCUGCUCUCAUGAUAAAUUAUUUGUUUUUUAAAGCCGUUUGUGCCCGCGAUCAUUCGCUUGUACAACUGCGCCGGGCUGUAUGUGCUGUGACUAUGAGUAUGAGUCAUGCUCGCACUAUGAUACCUUUUGUGUCACGUGUACGUAUAUGUGAUGGUGCGAGCAUGCUGUGCCUUUGCUGGCCUUUUUCCCUUCUUUUCGUUUUAGUUGUGGUGGAAGUGUUUUGCAAGGAGUAAUGACCAACAAGAACAAAUGGUGUGUUGUCCAAUUUGCAUGUUCGGAGAUUAUGCCUGUGCACAUGUAUCUGAUUUUGUUGCCAGUCCUCAAUGCCUAUCGUUCAGGAAUCCUAAAUAGCUUAUUCUUUACAUUGAAGUAUUAGAGAAGGCAAGUCAUUGCUUACCUCUAAAAGUUAUGAUGUCAAUCUUCGGGCCACUGAGUAUCCGCCUCAUCCCUGGCUUCUUCAAACCCAUGGUACGGUACACCUUC